AUGGCACAGUGGGAUGACUUUCCUGAUCAGCAGGAGGACACCGACAGCUGUACAGAGUCUGUGAAGUUCGAUGCCCGCUCAAUGACAGCUUUGCUUCCUCCCAAUCCUAAAAAUGGCCCAGCUCUUCAAGAGAGGAUGAAGUCUUAUAAAGCUGCACUGAUCACCCUUUAUCUCAUUGUGUUUGUUGUUCUCGUGCCCAUCAUUGGCAUAGUGGCAGCUCAGCUCCUGAGAUGGGAAAUGAAGAAUUGCACAGUUGGUUCAGUUAAUGCAGAUAUAUCUCCAAGUCUGGAAGGCAGAGGAAAUGGCAGUGAAGAUGAAAUGAGAUUUCGAGAAGUCAUGAUGGAACGCAUGAGCAACAUGGAAAAGAGAAUCCAGUAUCUUUCAGACAAUGAAGCCAAUCUCCUAGAUUCUAAGAAUUUCCAGAAUUUCAGCAUAACAACUGAUCAGAGAUUUAACGAUGUUCUUUUCCAGCUAAAUUCCUUACUUUCCUCCAUCCAGGGACAUGAGAAUAUCAUAGGUGAUAUCUCCAAGUCAUUAGUAGGUCUGAACACCACAUUACUUGAUUUGCAGCUCAGUAUUGAAACACUGACUGGCAGAGUUCAGGAGCGUGCAUUUAAACAACAAGAGGAGAUGCGUAAAUUAGAGGAGCGUGUGUACAAUGCAUCAGCAGAAAUUAAGUCUCUAGAUGAAAAACAAGUGCAUUUGGAACAGGAAAUAAAAGGGGAAGUGAAACUGUUGAAUAAUAUCACUAAUGAUUUGAGGCUGAAAGAUUGGGAACAUUCUCAGACAUUGAAAAAUAUCACUUUAUUCCAAGGUCCUCCUGGACCUCCAGGAGAAAAAGGAGAUAGAGGCCCUGCUGGAGACAUUGGUCUACCAGGCAUCCCAGGUCCAAUAGGUCCUCCAGGUCUUAAAGGUGAUCGGGGGCUCUUUGGUUUUCCUGGAAGUCGAGGAUUCCCAGGACCAGCGGGGAAGACCGGGAAGCCAGGAAUUAAUGGACAAAAAGGCCAGAAGGGAGAAAAAGGGAGUGGGAGCAUGCAAAGACUCUCUAAUACAGUCCGAUUGGUGGGUGGCAGCGGCCCUCACGAAGGCAGAGUGGAGAUUUUCCACGAAGGCCAGUGGGGUACGGUGUGUGACGACCGCUGGGAACUGCGUGGAGGACUGGUCGUCUGUAGGAGUUUGGGAUACAAAGGUGUUCAAAGUGUGCAUAAGGGAGCUUAUUUUGGAAAAGGUACAGGUCCAAUAUGGCUGAAUGAAGUAUUUUGUUUUGGGAAAGAGUCAUCCAUUGAAGAGUGCAGAAUUAGACAGUGGGGUGUGAGAGUCUGUUCGCACGACGAAGAUGCUGGGGUCACUUGCACUACAUAA
Messenger RNA from Rangifer tarandus platyrhynchus (Svalbard reindeer), 1362 nucleotides. Lineage: Eukaryota; Metazoa; Chordata; Mammalia; Artiodactyla; Cervidae. The record is from the annotation of a GenBank genome assembly.